Messenger RNA from Ornithodoros turicata, 1691 nucleotides. RefSeq names its product SREBP regulating gene protein-like. The coding region runs from base 193 to 822 and encodes 209 amino acids. NCBI's taxonomy places the organism in Eukaryota, Metazoa, Arthropoda, Arachnida, Ixodida, Argasidae. Gene Ontology annotation, biological process: positive regulation of SREBP signaling pathway. The record is from RefSeq and is a predicted model, not a curated record. The transcript has 5 exons.
UGGCUGGUCUGGCCAAGUCAAGUCGAACGAUGUCAACAACAUGUCUGCUGCGAUGGAUGCGAUGCAAAGGAAAAUUAAUCAAAGCAUCGGAACGUUAGAGUGACCAAACUUGUUAUUAAUGUUUUAAUGUGCACCGUUCAUCCAGUGGCGAUACUACCGCAAUGUAACGCCACUUUGUAAUGAGCUGCUUUAAUGUGGCUAAAAAUGCUGUUUAGGUUGUUGAAGAAGAGAGCUGUUCUUGGCGUAAUUUUCACUCUGUCUUUUCUGUAUUUCAUAUCUUUUCUUGUGAACGAGGGAGGACUGGAUGUUGAUGGUAACGACGACGUCAGCGGGCUCUCUAUUCCUGUCAAGUCCUUUGAAUGGCACAAAGAGGAGAAGAACCACUCCGGAUCAUUAAACAGCUGUAGGAAUUCUGUGCAGGGAAAAGCCCUUGUAGCAGACGACAGGGGUUAUGUCUGUCAACGGCUGGAAGUUGAGCCCAGUGGCUGCUGCAGAAUGGAGGCUUCCAGUACCAAGCGUUACGUUUGCGAUACUUGUCUGCCUCACGGCUGCUGCAGCAUUUACGAAUAUUGCAUCUCUUGCUGUAUGCAUCCAAACAAGAAAGCUGUCCUGCAGAAGACUAUUGGUCAGGCUUCCGAGACAUUCAAAGUGCUGUUUGCUUCCAUAACAGACCACUUUGAGUUGUGCCUCACAAAAUGCCGAACCUCGUCGCAGAGUGUACAGCACGAAAACUCCUACAGAGACCCGAAGGCGAAACACUGUUACACAGAGGGCAUUUCCCAUCCGAACCAUCCUAGCAAGAACACAAACUCAACUGCAUGAGGGCGCCGUCCGGCCAGCAGCCAUUGUACAGUCCACCACCGUAAUGUCGCCGCUACGUGACAUCGCAUAUCCAUGUCACCUGUUUGUAAAUACACCCUAUAAGUGGACAGAUAAUUCCUCAUUGUCUGUGUUGUAACUGGGUUAGCGUGACAGAAUACACUGCCCAUGUGACAAGAGGGGGGUUGAGAUAGCUUGCACCCCGUAUUAGGACAUGUUCUCAUUCAUGUAUUUUAUUAAGUUGAGUAUGCACAUAUGAAGUGAUUUGUGUCAUUUGACGAUUAUUCAGACAGUUGCACCUAGAAGCAGCGGCAUAACAUGGGUUGCCAGCAGGUUCAAGGGGUGAAACGGGUGUCCCCCCCUUCCCAAAAGAAAGAUUAACACUGUCAUACACAACUCAGUUUUCUUCGAUGUGCCGUUCUCAUAUAGAUCUUCAUAACGAACCCUGAGACUGGGGAAAAACACACUAAACAGGAGUCUCAAAUAGCUCUCAUAUACUUCCGACACAUGAAAAGCAGACAAUUGCUGUCAUCGCAUAUCUGUCAGAACGUGCAGAGGAAAAUUAACUCUGCAAACCGAGUCACCCUCCUGACCCAAAUGUCCCGUGGUCCCAGGAAAACGUAAGCGCGGUGGAUGCCUAAGUCACGACCCAUCUUCUACCGAGUCCUCCUCACGACCCACAAGUCCAGUGGUCCGGGUAUGUACGUGCGCGCUCUAUGUAUUCCCCGUUGCCCCUUCCAAUUGAGUCGCCAGAAAAGGUACAUAUUGAGAGGUUUUCUAAGCAGACACUUUUGACAGAUUUCUUUCCUCCAUAAAUUGUAAGUUUGUAACAAAUAAAUUGUGUUUGUAAAAUAAAAUGAAUUGAAUUGAAA